CAAAGAUAUACCCAAUAUCUUUGAUUUUAUCAAUCAUUUUUUAGGGAGAUUAGUGUAUUGUCCUGUUUACGAUGCAAGUAACCACUGUCAAUUUUUCAAGGCCAAAUAAACCUAACCUUAUCAAUUUUCAAGAUAUCACAAUGAUAAUUAGAUUCUAUAUAAAUGAAUUCACACUUUUAUAAUGUUAUGCAUGUAGUCAGAAAACUGAAUAAGCUCUCGAUAAAAAAUAUCAUCCCUCUGAAAUAUCCAGAUCCUAAAAGAAUGUCCACGAAAUCAAAACUUCUCAAAGAAGACUGUCUCCUCGCGAAAUGUAAACAAUUACCACCGCCACUGUCUCAAGAUAAGCACAAAGGGGAAGCUGGCAGAAUAGGAGUAUUUGGAGGAAGUCUGGAAUACACUGGAGCACCCUAUUAUGCUGCCAUAACUUCACUAAAAGUGGGGGCAGAUCUAGUAUACGUCUUUUGCAUGAAAGAUGCUGCUACUGUUAUAAAAACAUACAGUCCAGAGUUGAUUGUUCUUCCGUUUUUGGAUCAUAAGGAAGCAGCAGCGAAGAUAGAACCAUGGUUGGAUAGACUCCAUGUUGUCCUCAUCGGUCCAGGUUUAGGAAGAGAUGAACCGACCUUCAACGUGAUCAAACAGGUGAUAAAUUCGUGCAAGAAGUUAAAAAAACCGAUGGUGAUAGAUGCAGAUGGACUGUUUCUGCUUUCGAAGGAUAUCAAUUUAAUCAAGGACUAUCCAAAUAAACUGAUUUUGACCCCGAAUAUUGUAGAAUUUUCUAGGCUUGUAGGCAGUGCAGAUAAACAGAAAUACAGGAGCAAUUCAGCAAAACUUUUCGAUUUAUGUUCAAAUUUAACAGUUCUUGUUAAAGGACAGGAAGAUCUAAUAUUUGAUAAGAUGGUCGAGGCCAGAGUUACUGGUUCAGGUUCUGGUAGAAGAUCUGGUGGUCAAGGGGAUUUAUUAGCAGGAGCUAUAUCCACAUUUUUGGCUUGGUCUAUGCAGAAAGAGGUGUCGGCUGAAUGUGAAGAUACAUACGAUGAUAGAGCCUUAGUUGCCACGUUCGCUGCAUGCAAACUAGUGAGGGAAUGUAACAGACUGGCCUUUUCCAAACUUGGGAGGAGCAUGACGGCUCUGGAUAUGACACAUGAAAUCCACACGGUUUUCGAUUAUUAUUUUGAGAAUAAGAAAAAUGCUAUUGGCAGUGUUUUUGAUUGAGCACUAAUUAUUUUGGAUUAAUCAUGAAUUGUUUAUCAAUCAAUAAAUAUGUAUAUUUCAAUUUUA
This is a messenger RNA of Coccinella septempunctata (seven-spotted ladybird), 1278 nucleotides long. RefSeq names its product ATP-dependent (S)-NAD(P)H-hydrate dehydratase. Bases 163 to 1212 code for a protein of 349 amino acids. NCBI's taxonomy places the organism in Eukaryota, Metazoa, Arthropoda, Insecta, Coleoptera, Coccinellidae. The transcript has a single exon. The record is from RefSeq and is a predicted model, not a curated record. Gene Ontology annotation, biological process: metabolite repair. Gene Ontology annotation, molecular function: ATP-dependent NAD(P)H-hydrate dehydratase activity.